ACCAUGUGUUUUGGAAAUUGUGCAAAAUGCUUGGGCAUUACUUUAAUUCCACUAGCCAUCCUGAGUAUAGUAGCCAAUAUCUUACUCUUUUUCCCUGGUGGCCAGAAGGUUUCGAAUAAUGGACAUAUUUCAGAUGAAGUUUGGUUCUUUGGGGGAAUCCUGGGUUCUGGGUUUCUGAUGAUAUUCCCCAUACUUCUAUUUCUUGGUCUAAGAGACGAUGACUGCUGUGGAUGUUUUGGUAACAAGGACUGCGGGAAGAGGUUUGCAAUGCUUUCAUCUAUAUUAUUUGCUGCUGUUGGAUUUAUGGGAGCAGGUUACUGCUUUAUCGUUUCAAUAAUUGCUAUAACUAAUGGUCCAAAAUGUUUAACAACUGAAGGGUGGACCUAUCCUUUCCAAAAUGGAGAUCAUCUAUGGGAUUCGGGUCUUUGGGAAAGGUGUAUAGGUCCAGCUGAUAUUGUCCAAUGGCAUUUGACCCUCUUCUCCUUGCUCCUGAUAAUAAGUGGAGUUCAAGCUGUGCUCUGUGCUAUUCAGGCUAUUAAUGGACUCAUCGGGUCAAUAUGCGCAGAUGGCAAGUGCUGUAGCUGUGUCGGGAGUAUGUGUUCUGGGAAUUGUGCAAAAUGCCUGGGCAUUGCCCUAAUUCCACUAGCCAUUCUGUGUAUCCUGGCCAAUACCUUGCUUUUUUUUCCUGGCGGCAAAGUUGCAUCAGACAAUGGACAUAUUUCAGAUGAAGUCUGGUACUUUGGUGGGAUUUUGGGGUCUGGAGUUCUGAUGAUCUUUCCAGCUCUGGUGUUUCUUGGUCUGAAAAAUAAUGACUGCUGUGGAUGUUGUGGCAAUGAAAACUGUGGGAAGAGAUUUGCUAUGUUUUCUUCUUUAUUAUUUGCAGCCAUUGGAUUUGUUGGUGCUGGCUACAGCUUUAUAAUUGCAGUAGUUGGAAUUCAUAAAGGUCCAAAAUGUGACACUGGAUAUGGAAACUGGACAUAUGCUUUCAAUGACGGAGAACACCUGGGGAAACCAGGCAUAUGGAACAGAUGUGAAGAACCUAAAGAUAUUGUGCCAUGGAACCUAACUCUAUUCUCAUUGCUCCUGAUAAUGAGUGCAGUCCAAGCUCUGCUCUGUGCAAUUCAGGCCAUCAAUGGACUGAUUGGGAUGUUCUGUGUUGGCUGUAAAUCUGGAUGUUGUGGGGGUGAUGGACCAGUUUAACCACAGCAGACAUUAACUACAUCAGUCUCUCCCGUGUCCAUGAAAACUAAUUCUGUACAGAAAUCCCGGGUCCCUAAUACAUAUAUUCCCUAAACUAGAGAAAGAAGUACUAGAAUGAAGAGGUUGUUUUAAUAAGCUCUGACUAAAUCUUCUACCAGUUUUCAAGAAAUAAAGUAGCUCUGUUUUCCUGCCCAUUUAUAUUCAAUGUUUGAAUACAGUGAGUUUUAGAAUAAGGUUACAUCUAUGACCCAUAUCAAAACCUGAGUAUUUCAAUUGAUAGGUAUGGAUUACCAUAUCUAAUACUAAUAUAUGCUUAUAUAUUGUGAUCCAUUGAUGCAUAUUUUAAUCCAUAUUACCUAUUAAUAGUUCAUAUUUCUAACAUAGAAACGGGUGUUUAAAAGGACACUAUAGGCACAAAGCAACGUUAGCUAAAUUAAGCAGUUUUGGUGUAUAGGUCAUGCCUCUGCAGUGUCACUGCUCACUUCUUUGCAAUUUAGGAGUUAAAUCACUUUGUUUAUGCAGCUCUAUUA
This is a messenger RNA of Pelobates fuscus (common spadefoot toad), 1730 nucleotides long. Its product is annotated as transmembrane 4 L6 family member 4-like. The record is from RefSeq and is a predicted model, not a curated record. Lineage: Eukaryota; Metazoa; Chordata; Amphibia; Anura; Pelobatidae. The transcript has 9 exons. Gene Ontology annotation, cellular component: membrane. Bases 4 to 1200 code for a protein of 398 amino acids.